CACUAGGCUAUACAGGCCUAUCUAUGGCGCAGAUCGCCCCAUAUGAAUGGUCCUGAAACAAAAAUGAUUUCUGAAAUGGGUCACCAUAGCUUAGAACAGCGAGGAGGAUAAGCACUGUGGUAGAGAGAAGUUUGUUUGCUUGGUUCAUAAGCAUUUCAGAGUUUCAAAUCCCUCCAAUCUCACCACAAUGUUCAGGAAACAGUUUGUGAACAGGCUCUACAAUGUGGGUGCAGCAACAUGCCAUGAAUUCGUUAGGCUUUUUUCCACUCAACCAGGGCAAAGGCUGGAAGGGAAAGUGGCUUUGAUAACAGGAGCAGCCAGUGGCAUAGGAAAGGCCACUGCAACAGAAUUUGCUCAGAAUGGCGCCAAAGUAAUAAUUGCCGACAUUCAGGAUGAGGUGGGCAAGGAAGCGGCCAGACAACUAGGACCCACUGCAGACUUCAUUCACUGUGAUGUGACCCAAGAAAGCCACGUGGCAGAGGCUGUAGCCUACGCAGUCUCAAAGCACGGCCACCUGGACAUCAUGUACAACAAUGCUGGCGUACCAGGACCAAUUGUGGCAAGCAUAGCUGACGUGGACCUCAGUGACUUGGACUAUGUCAUGAAGAUAAAUGUGCGAGGCGCCAUCAUAGGCAUGAAGCACGCAGCCAGAGCCAUGGUGCCACGUAAGCAAGGCUGCAUACUUUGCACCGCCAGCAUAGCAGGGCUUAUUGGUGGUGUUGCACCCCAUCCUUACUCCAUUUCCAAAUUUGCCAUUCCAGGGCUGGUGAAAUCUGUGGCCAGCGAGCUGAGUCAGCAUGGCAUACGUGUCAAUUGCAUCUCGCCUUACGCCAUUGCAACCCCUUUCGCAUUGGAGGGGCUCCGCCAGCUGUUCCCACAGACCUCUGAGGAGGAGUUGGCCAUGUUUUUGGACUACUGUGGAGAGAUGAAAGGGGUGAGAUGUGAGGUGAAGGACAUUGCAAGAGCAGCCCUGUAUCUUGCCUCAGAUGAUGGGAGAUACAUUACUGGCCAUAAUUUGGUUGUUGAUGGUGGUUUCUCUGUUAUGAAAUCCUUUCGCCUUCCAACUUAAAAAUGUGAAUUUUUUCUGUGAUGGUGGUUUUUCUACCAUGAAAUCCUUUUGCCUUUCAACUUAAAAAUGUGAUUUUUUUAGUUAUGGAUGUUGUUUCUGAUUUGAUUGUGUGUAAUUUUCGCAUCAACAUCUUACUUCCAAUCACAUCAACAUCUUAUUUCAGAUCACA
Molecule: messenger RNA, 1238 nt
Organism: Cryptomeria japonica (Japanese cedar)
Lineage: Eukaryota; Viridiplantae; Streptophyta; Pinopsida; Cupressales; Cupressaceae
Product: zerumbone synthase
Exons: 4
Coding region: 188-1069 (293 amino acids)
Source: RefSeq, a predicted model, not a curated record